AUGGCCGAGGAGGAGCCACCCUCGGAGUCACAAGACAUAAGUGGCAACUUGGCUGCGUUCACAGAUGCCAGCGGCAAUUUCCUGUCCAUCAUAGGAGAAGCCCAGGACUUUGUACACCUGUCAAGAGGUGAAAAGGCAGGAAGAGAGUUCAAGGAGAAGGCGGGCAGGUUCCCGUUGGGGCCUUUGGUGGAGGAGGUGGAGCACAAGUCCAGCCCCACAGUCUGGGUGACCGUCACCGCCAUCUCAGUGGAGACGCCGGGGGAAGUCCUGCGGGCUGCCCGAGGCCGGAGCGUCACCCUCCCCUGCACCUACCGCACCUCCGUCCUCGAGCGGAAAGGAUUCAUCCAGUGGGACAAGCUGCUGUGGAGCCACUCGGAAAGGGUGCUCGCCUGGACAUUUUCGACCAAAGAAUACAACUACGGUAAACUUUAUGAGAACCGUGUCAAGCUGUCGGGCAAUGCCGAGGAGUCCGACGCCUCCAUCAUCAUCAACCAGCUGACCAUGGACGACAACGGCACCUACGAGUGCUCGGUCUCGCUGCUCAAUGACCUGGACGGCACCUCCAAGGCCCGAGUCCGCCUCCUGGUCCUGGUGCCACCCUCCAAGCCGGACUGCAGCAUCCUGGGCGACACGGUGAUUGGGAAGGACGUCCAGCUGACCUGCCAGUCGAAGGAGGGCUCCCCGGCCCCGCAGUACCGCUGGCAGAGCUUCAGCCUCCAGAACCAGGAGCGGAAGGGCCUGCCAGGCGCGGGGCACACCCUGACGCUGAAGAACAUCUCCACGGACAUGUCCGGCUACUACGUCUGCACCUCCAGCAACGAGGUGGGGACCGAGUCCUGCAACAUCACCCUGACCGUCAGGCCUCCCUCCAUGAACGUGGCCCUGUACGCGGGCAUCGCGGGCGGCGUGGUGGCGGCCCUCAUCAUCAUAGGCGUCCUGGUCUAUUGCUGCUGCUGCCGGGAGAAGGGCGAAGAGGAGGAGACCAGGCCGAAUCGGUCCAUCUACCGGGAGCCUCCAGAGCAGCUGAAGGAACUGCCCAGAGGGCGGGAAGAGGAGGACGACUCCAGGCGCCAGUCCUCUGACUAUGCUGCCCACGUGUGACCGGGGCCUGCUGCAGGGCGGGCAGGGGCAGCGGUUCUGUCCCGCCCACCACCACCCCUGCUCCAGCCGCUUUCCUAACACCCUGCCCUCCCCUCCCCCCCCGAGCAGCACUGAUGGUGCUUCCUCCCCAUGGCAGCCAGAGGCCCUGGCUUAGCCUGAUGAGCCGAUGCCACCUGCCAAGUGAGCCCUCCCACUGCCAUUCCCGGCUCCCAGGGGCCAGGCCGCAGCCUCCAUCUUCCUCCAGCCGGUGGGACAGCAGGGGCUGCCCGCUGACGAUGUGCUGGGCUGCAUAUCUGGCGCCUUGGCCAGACGGGUCAUGCUGUGCUGUCUGUUCCUAGAACACACAGAUAGGAAGGUACUGACAUCAGG
Messenger RNA from Myotis myotis, 1470 nucleotides. It is a transcript of the gene GPA33, whose product is annotated as glycoprotein A33. Gene Ontology annotation, cellular component: plasma membrane. Lineage: Eukaryota; Metazoa; Chordata; Mammalia; Chiroptera; Vespertilionidae. The transcript has 8 exons. Bases 1 to 1101 code for a protein of 366 amino acids. The record is from RefSeq and is a predicted model, not a curated record.